AUGGACUCUGUGGCACAGCUGUUAGCACAGCUAGUCUUGUUAGCUCCACCUAACGCAUAUCAGCCAAUUAAUGAAGAUAGGGUUGAUAGGCUCACAAAGGCGAUCCUUGAAGGAAAGUAUGCCGACCUCAUUGAAAUCAGCGAUUUCAAAGAACUCUCUAGUUUGCCCUCCCUCCAAGCGAUUCUUGCUAGAUACCCCAAUGAGCCACUCUUGGAUGUUUUGAAAGAUUAUGUGACUGAAUUAGUAAAAAACGGCAGCAACUUACUUGGAGAAAGUUACUGGUUUAGUCUUGAAACAUAUGCAGUUGCAUUUUUACAGCUAUUCAUUCAAGUCAAUUAUACUGGUCCGCCUGUUAAUUUUAGUGCCGGCACCUUGUGGUUUCCACACGCGGAUCAACAACAAUUACAAACGGAUUGUGUGCGUGCGUUGGAUAUUGAAGGACAACAAGCUUACGAUUUGAUGCAAGACCCCAUCCAUUUGAUUGUUGCCAAAUUGAUUCUUGAGAAAUUGCUCAACUUGCCAGCAAAUUUCUCUUUAUCGUACCUGUCACUGGUGAUUGACUCGCUCGAUAAAACUAUGGAACUAUCCAAGAAUUUAGUUGACACUUCCAGUAGUCCAAAAGAUGCAUCAAUUAUAUGGUGGUUGGUGAGAGCAUUACAAGUUCACUCAAAUAUUCUUUCUGAGCCAUCGAGUGUGCUUUCGUCUAUAAGUGGUGUUUUGUUUAACGAAAAGAUAUUGACGCAUUUUUCAGCUAUUAAUCAAGAGCACCAAAAGUUACUUCGUACUCAGUUUUUGUUAGAACAAGCUCGUAUUCAUAUACAUGCACAGACUGAACACGCGGCAACUGCACCAUUGCUCAAAGCGACCGAGUUAUCUGGCCUUCAAAUUUUGCUUUCUGGUGCCAAGGCCAAAAGAACCAAGUUUCAAAAGUUCACAACCUCCAACUUGAUUGUGCUUGCCAAAAGUCAAGGAAAAACAGCUUACGAUGAUAGUGAAAAAGUGUCCCAUGAGACAUUUGACUUGAACUCUGAUUUGUUGUUGGAAAAGCCACAGUUUGAGACAUUAGAGGAUCUCCAACUGGAAGUUGAAGACACCAGUAAAAGAAUCAAACUCGAUUACGGGUCAAUCAAAAUCGACUUGGAGGAGAAUAGGUUGCUUCCCAUUGCCAUGAGGCAAGAGUAUAUUCCCGAGGCAUUGCGCGAAUUGGAUCCAAACAAUCAACCUGCAUUAAACUGUCUCGAUGUGUUACAGAUUCUUUUACGUUUCCAAGUUAUUAAACAAACCUCACCUGCGGACGACCCAUUGAUUAGCGAGGAACUUUUCGCUCUUGUUGCUAGAGUAAUUUAUCAUGCAGAUUCUGAUGGAGUGGAUGUCAAUUGGUUACUAUUUGCACGUGCGCUUUGGGAGAGAUCGUUAUUGGAAUCUGGCAAGUCAAGAACUGUCGAAAGAGGUAUUUUGCAAAUGACUUCCUUGAUUGAAGAGAUGGGACUCAAAAUCAAAUCAAGGGUGAUUCCUACUCUGAAAGAAGUAGAUGAACAGGAUCCACUUAUGGAAGCAUCAAAGAGACUAAGAUUUAUUCAUCAGUUGCCACUAUUGUCGCAAUGGGCCAUGGAUAUUAAGCUAGCUGAGAAAUAUAUGUCUCUUGGUAUUAUCAAGUCAGCUUUAGAAAUAUAUGAGCGUCUUGAACUCCCAUGCGAAGCUGCGUUGUGUUAUGCUGCUACUGACCGUGAAAGAGAAGCAGAGGAAAUCUUGGAAAAGAGAUUAGAGGAGAAUCCCAAGGAUGCUAGAGCAAUGUCGAUUCUUGGAGAUAUUAGACAAGAUCCAACUUUAUGGCAAAUGGCAUGGGAUACAGCUCAUUAUGCCAAAGCCAAGGCUUCCAUGUCGCACUACUACCACUCGCCCCCACCUUCUUCGGGACUUACAAGAGACUUGCAAUUGGCUAUAUCAAACAUGUUUGAGUCACUUAGUGCAAACCCUUUGAAUUACGAAAAUUGGUUCUUUUACGGCUGUUGUGGUCUUGAAGGUGGUAACUUUGAGCUUGCAUCAGAGGCAUUCACGCGAUGUGUAUCGCUUGACGAUUCCAACUCUUAUGCUUGGUCGAAUUUGGCUAGCGCGUUAAUCAAACUCGACAAAACAAAACCAGCUUUCAAUGCAUUGCAAAAGGCUAUUAGAUGCGGAGGUGAUAAAAAGUCGUGGAGAAUAUACGAAAACUAUUUGAAUGUUGCUGUCAAAUUGAAUGAGUGGAACGAUGUCUUGAUGGCGUACUGGGAAUUGCUUCAAAUUAGAAAAGACGAGGGAGACGGUGCGAUAGACAUUCCCGUGUUGGAGAAAUUGUCACAAAUAUUGUUAUCUUCAGACUAUCCUCAAGAUGAGUCAACCAGAUUGACGCAUUUCCAGAAAUCGUGUAUCAAAUUAAUCUGUGAGGCUAUACCGGAGAUUAUUACUUCCUCGGCCAGAUGUUGGAACAUUGUUGCUAGAGUCGAGUUGUGGCGAAAACGCCCAUGGGCUGCAUUAGAAUGCCACGAAAAGGCUUAUAGGGCAUUAUUGCAUAGUCCAGAUCUCGACUCGAAAGAAGAAACUUGGAAUGAAGUCGUUGAAGCUUGUGAGAAUCUUGUGAGUGCAUUUGAGUCACUUGGUGAACUUCCUGGUAAGCACGGUGCAGGAGAUGUGGUUUGUAAAGAUUGGAGAUACAAAGCUAGAAUGACUAUAAGGUCGCUUAUGUCUAAAGGUAAACACACUUGGGAGGACUCUGCUGGGUGGGAAAAAUUAGAGACAUUGAAAGAUGAUUUGAGUUAG
Lodderomyces elongisporus is the source of this 2796-nucleotide messenger RNA. RefSeq names its product tetratricopeptide repeat-containing protein. The record is from RefSeq and is a predicted model, not a curated record. The transcript has a single exon. NCBI's taxonomy places the organism in Eukaryota, Fungi, Ascomycota, Pichiomycetes, Serinales, Debaryomycetaceae. Gene Ontology annotation, molecular function: protein binding. Bases 1 to 2796 code for a protein of 931 amino acids.